Molecule: messenger RNA, 799 nt
Organism: Dioscorea cayenensis subsp. rotundata (Guinea yam)
Lineage: Eukaryota; Viridiplantae; Streptophyta; Magnoliopsida; Dioscoreales; Dioscoreaceae
Product: 40S ribosomal protein S12-like
Exons: 4
Coding region: 130-543 (137 amino acids)
Biological process (GO): translation
Cellular component (GO): cytosolic small ribosomal subunit; ribosome
Molecular function (GO): structural constituent of ribosome
Source: RefSeq, a predicted model, not a curated record
CUCUUUCUCGAUUUCUUGAUAAACCCUAGCUCUGCGUUGGCGGCGGAGCUCCUCUUGGAAUCACUUUCAUCUCGAUCUUGUCUUCAAUCUCUCCGUCCCUAGAGUUUGAGAUCUACUACUCUAUCGAUAAUGGCUGCAGAGGAUGCUGUUGUUGCUGAAGUUCCUGCUCUUGGAGAGCCUAUGGACCUGAUGACAGCCCUGCAGCUUGUGUUGAAGAAAUCAUUGGCACAUGAUGGUCUUGUUCGUGGACUCCAUGAAGGUGCCAAGGCCAUUGAGAAGCAUGCUGCACAGCUCUGCUUGCUGGCAGAGGACUGUAACCAACCCGACUAUGUGAAGCUUGUGAAAGCGCUCUGUGCUGAUCACAAUGUGCAUUUGAUUACUGUACCAAGUGCCAAGACACUCGGCGAGUGGGCUGGGCUGUGCAAGAUCGAUUCCGAGGGAAAGGCAAGGAAAGUUGUAGGUUCUUCUUGUGUGGUUAUCAAGGAUUAUGGUGAGGAGUCAGAAGGCCUUCAUAUAGUCCAGGAAUAUGUGAAGUCCCAUUGAGAUUGUGGCAUUUGAAUCUAUCUGAACGAGUCAAAUGUCAUUGAUGUGCCAGUUUUUUUUGUUAGAUCUUGGGACCAUGUAUUUUGAGCCAUUUUUGCUGUGGGUUACUGCUCAUUCAGUUGAAUGUUUGAUCAUUCCACUAGUUCUCUUACUUGGUUAUUUAUUAGUGUGUUUUCGAGUUAUUUAAUCAUACCGUUUGAAUCCAUGAGCAUGUCUUUACUGUGAGAGAGACUAUAAACUGUGUUUGUUUUUGUUC